Messenger RNA from Lycium barbarum (goji berry), 570 nucleotides. RefSeq lists its product as uncharacterized. Lineage: Eukaryota; Viridiplantae; Streptophyta; Magnoliopsida; Solanales; Solanaceae. The transcript has a single exon. Gene Ontology annotation, molecular function: nucleic acid binding; RNA-DNA hybrid ribonuclease activity. The record is from RefSeq and is a predicted model, not a curated record. The coding region runs from base 1 to 570 and encodes 189 amino acids.
AUGGGUCUUCAUCUAUCCCUUGCCAUGGAUGUGAAAGAUUUUCAGAUAAUUGGCGACUCGGAUUUGCUGAUUCAUCAGGUUCGAGGAAAAAGGGCCACCAAAAAUGAAAAAAUCAUACCAUAUGUGGGACUUGUACAAAGAUUGGUAGAUCGAUUUCAAGAAGUUCAGUUCAAACACAUACCAAGAAACCAAAAUGAGUUUCCUGACGCAUUAGCAACAAUAGCAUCCAUGAUUCAACAUCCUGACAGUAAAUACAUUGAUCCUCUCAAAAUUAAAAUCAAAGAUCAACCAGCCCAUUGUGCUUUUGUAGAAGUAGAGAUCGAUGGGAAACCCUGGUACGUCGACAUAAAAAUAUAUUUGGAAAAAGGAGAAGAUCCUGAAGGAAUUAUCAUCAAUCGAAAGAAGACUAUCAGGAAGUUAGCGAAUGGUUUCUUUCUCAACAAGAAUGUUCUGUACAAAAGAACCCCGAAUUUAGGAUUGCUUAGAUGCGUUGACUUCGUCGAAGCCACAAGAUUGAUUGAACAAGUGCAUGCUGGAACCUGCAGGUCUCACAUGAAUGGGUUCUGCUAG